AUGACGACUGCAGACUUAAAAAACUUAUUUCAAACAAAACUAAAAGAAACUCCAGACCAUGAUUUUCAUCCAAUGGACUUAGAACGUGCAAAGGACGAGAAAUAUUUGAGAAGAGUGAUGAAACACACUGAUAAUGACCCCAAACUUGCUGCGGAUAUGCUUUGGGAUAUAUGUACUUGGAGGAAAAGUUCUGGUGCAAAUGAUAUUAAUGAGAGUAACAUUAGAAUGGACUAUGUCAGUGAUGGCGCUUUCUUUCCCCAUGGUAGAGACGUCGAUGGUUGUAUUUUACUUAUUGUUAAAUCUAAAAAGCAUAUUAAAGGAACAAAAGAUUUCGAAGAAAUCAAACGAAUUAUUAUCUAUUGGUUCGAUCGCAUUGAAAGAGAAGAAGAUGGCAGCAAAAUAACAUUGUUUUUUGAUUUAGAUGGUUGCGGUUUAAAUAAUAUGGAUAUGGAAUUAACAAAUUAUUUAAUUUCAUUGUUUAAAAGUUACUAUCCAAAUUUUUUGAAUUAUAUCAUCAUUUAUCAAAUGCCAUGGAUUUUGUCAGCAGCUUUUAAAGUUAUCAAGUCAUUAUUGCCAGCUAAGGGAGUAGAAAAAAUGAAAUUCGUUAACAAAGAUACUUUAAAAACUUUUGUAGCUCCUGAGCAAGCAUUAGUGUGUUGGGGUGGGAAAGAUAAUUAUGAAUUUGAAUUUGUACCUGAAAAUCGCAGUUCGGAACACACUCCUAAAAAGGUAACAUUCGCAGAGCAAGGAGACAACCAUUCUCCUGGAGAAAUGUUGCGACUUAACCCCAGUUCCUUGAUAGUCUUUAAAAGUGAAAACGAUGAAGUAUCUGGACAGUUUUCAAUAACUAACAUGGAUGAAGGUGCUGUAUCAUUUAAGAUAAGGACAACUUCGCCUGAAAAGUUUCGAGUUCGACCAAGUUCUGGCACAUUAGCUAAAGGCGCUACCCAAACUAUAAUUAUUGUAGUCCAACCAGGCUUCCAACUUCGAAAUGAAAUGAAAGAUAUGUUUUUAGUUAUGUCUGUUCAAACACCCAAAACAGAUCUCACACCAAAGGAGAUAAAUGAGAUAUGGAGCAAUUCUACAGGUAGCCAAGUUGAUGAGUAUCGACUAAAAUGCCAGUUUCCAGUGAAAGAUUUGCCUAAAAAUGGCAAUUUAGAAACCAAGCAUGAUAAGCCCGACUCCGUCGCAAAUGCCUUGAAUAAUCUUCAAAUGAACUAUGAAAUAUUACACCGCCAAGUUGAUAAGUUAAAACUUUAUCAGCUCUUCACAUUUAUCCUGACUGCCAUAUCUGUUGUUUUAGGAUAUCUUAUUUACCAAAAUUCCAACAACAAUGAGAGG
Molecule: messenger RNA, 1341 nt
Organism: Brenthis ino (lesser marbled fritillary)
Lineage: Eukaryota; Metazoa; Arthropoda; Insecta; Lepidoptera; Nymphalidae
Source: the annotation of a GenBank genome assembly